Molecule: messenger RNA, 600 nt
Organism: Lactuca virosa
Lineage: Eukaryota; Viridiplantae; Streptophyta; Magnoliopsida; Asterales; Asteraceae
Source: the annotation of a GenBank genome assembly
AUGUACAAUAUGUGGGACCUCGUGGGACGAUAUAUCCCACUAAUUAAAUGCAUGAAGUUGGAGUCACGAAAAGGACUCAUGAUAGCAGUUCUAGCAAGAUAUUUGCUCAUUCCGGCGUUUUAUUUCACGGCUAAGUAUGCUGAUCAGGGUUGGAUGAUAUUUUUGACAUCGUUUUUGGGAUUAACUAAUGGUUACCUUACCGUUUGCGUCCUCACUUCUGCUCCAAAAGGCUACAAGGGACCGGAACAAAACGCAUUAGGGAAUAUACUUGUCUUGUAUCUUAUGGGAGGUAUUUUCGUUGGGGUCACAUGUGACUGGCUAUGGCUAAUCGGCAAAGGUUGGUGAGAGAUGUAGGAGCAUGUUAAUUAGACGUAUUGCGUAUGCAGUUUACUAGUCUUUUUUGUUAUCAAGUGAAGAAAUAAGUUAUGGUAGCCUAAUAAAUUUAUUGGGUUUGUUUUAUUUUGACUCUUUAUUUAGCCAUGUAGCUAGAUAAUCCUAGGUAACUUUUCUAUUUAUAUUUUCUAUUUAUAGUUGUAUUUUCUCUUCUUUGUAAAUAUAACUUUCUUUUAAUAUUAAAACUCUAACCGUUUUCUCUUUAAA